AUGGCCACCGCCGCCGUCGUCUCGGCGGCGGCUCUCCCCGCCGCGCCGUCGCCGUCGCCGGUGCGUUAUACACCCCGCCGAGCGGCGCUUCGCGACGUGCCUCAGCUCCACGCGGCUCUGCUCAAGUCCGGUGAGCUCACCACUUCGCCAGAGUCCUUCCACUCCUUCCUCGAGGCUACCGCGCUGCCGUCGCCGGCCACCACCGCGGCCCACCUCUCCUACGCGAUCCGCCUGCUCCGCCUAGGCCCCCACCCGCCCCUCUCCGCGCGGUCGUACAACAUCCUUAUCCGUGCCCUCUUCCGCGCGGGCCACCCGGAGGAUGCCCUCCACCUGUUCGUCGAAAUGCUCGAUGCUGCCAUUGCUGCCAACGUCUGCCCCGACCAGCACACCAUUGCUAACACCGUAAAGUCCUGCGCCAGGAUGUAUGCCUUGGCUACAGGGCGCAGUGUUCAGGCGUACGCUGUCAAGCUUGGGUUCAUGGCCGAUCAGUUUGUGCUGAACAGCUUGAUACAUAUGUACGCGAGCUGUGGGGAUGUCGCAGCGGCACAGGUGCUGUUCAACACAGUGGAGGAAAAGGGUGUGGUUACAUGGAAUGCGAUGAUAGCGGGGUACGUUAAGAAUGGAGACUGGAAGGAGGUAGUGGAGAUGUUUAAGGGUAUGCUUGAGGUUCAGGCACCAUUUGAUGAAGUCACAUUGGUGAGUGUUGCCACAGCAUGCGGAAAAAUAGGUGAUUCUAAGCUCGGCGAGCGGAUUGGAGUUUAUGCAGAGGAGAAGGGAAUGGUGAGGAACAGAAACUUGGCAACUGCGCUGGUUGACAUGUAUGCCAAGUGUGGAGAACUUGAUAAGGCGCGCAGAUUGUUUGACAGGAUGCACUCCCGGGAUGUGGUUGCUUGGAGCGCGAUGAUCUCUGGCUACACUCAAGCCGACCGUUGUCGAGAGGCACUUACUAUUUUCAAUGAGAUGCAGGCUACCGAGGUGAACCCGAAUGACGUAACCAUGGUCAGUGUGCUCUCUGCCUGUGCUGUCCUGGGUGCACUUGAGAUGGGCAAGUGGGUGCAUUCAUACAUAAGGAGAAAGGCCUUGCCCCUUACAGUUGUUCUCGGCACUGCGCUGGUGGACUUCUAUGCAAAGUGUGGAUGCAUUGAAGAUGCAGUCAAGGCAUUUGAGUCGAUGCCUGUGAGGAAUUCUUGGACGUGGACAGCCUUGAUAAAGGGCAUGGCAAGCAACGGAAGAGGCAGAGAAGCGCUGGAGCUCUUCUCUUCCAUGCGGGAGGCCAAUAUUGAGCCUACAGAUGUCACAUUCAUUGGUGUUCUCCUAGCUUGCAGCCACAACUGCUUAGUUGAGGAGGGUCGCCGGCAUUUUGAUAGUAUGACCCAGGAUUAUGGCAUCCAUCCAAGGAUUGAGCACUAUGGCUGUAUGGUUGAUCUGUUGGGACGGGCAGGUUUGAUUGAUGAGGCGCACCAGUUUAUCAGGAAUAUGCCAAUUGAGCCAAAUGCAGUUGUCUGGAGGGCACUGCUGUCUGCUUGCACGGUUCACAAAAAUGUUGAAAUCGGAGAAGAAGCCCUGAAGCAGAUCAUCCCACUAGAUCCCUGUCACAGUGGUAACUACAUACUUCUAUCAAACACCUAUGCAUCAGUGGGACAAUGGAAAGAGGCAGCUAUGAUUCGGAAGGAAAUGAACGAGAGAGGGAUCAAGAAAAUUCCUGGGUGCAGUCUCAUUGAGCUGGAUGGGACGAUCUUCGAGUUCUUUGCUGAAGACAGCGAACACCCCCAGUCGAGGGAGAUAUAUGAGAAAGUGGAUGAGAUGAUUGAAAACAUCAAGAUGGCGGGGUACGUCCCAAAUACAGCUGACGCAAGGCUAGAUGUUGAUGAAUCUGAGAAGCAAGUGUCCGUUUCGCAUCACAGCGAGAAGCUGGCCAUUGCGUUUGGCCUGAUGAAGUCGCGCCCUGGCGCAACGAUCCGGCUGUCGAAGAACCUGAGAGUGUGCGUGGACUGCCACUCCGCCACGAAGUUGAUCUCCAAGGUGUACAACAGGGAGAUUGUUGUUCGAGACAGGAACAGGUUUCACCAUUUCAAGGAUGGAUUGUGCUCCUGCAAUGAUUACUGA
This is a messenger RNA of Triticum turgidum subsp. durum (durum wheat), 2106 nucleotides long. NCBI's taxonomy places the organism in Eukaryota, Viridiplantae, Streptophyta, Magnoliopsida, Poales, Poaceae. The record is from the annotation of a GenBank genome assembly.